CUAUUUUCGCACCGUGCCUUUUUGUCGCUUUGACAACUACCUCGUGUUUUUGUCUUCCCUUUUUCUGCAACACUCAUCUAGGACGGAAAAUUUCACAGCAUUACUUUGCGCAAAAUUCAUUUAAUAACCAAAUUGGAUAUUCAUUGUGGUUGUACAACAAAAUGUCAGUGGAAGUAACAAAAGUGGAAACCACAGUCAAUGCGGAGGAAGGCGCAGAAAAUGCGGCAACCGAGGCGUCAGCUCCUGCCGCAACUGGAGAGGAGGUAAAAAAACAAAAGAAGCCUAAACCAAAUAAUAAGAAACUGCGACAAGCAGAGGCAGCGGCGAAAAAAACAACGGAUGGUGAAAAUAGUGAAACAGUAAAUGCGGUGGCUAACGGUGAGUCCAAAGAGGAAGCUGAAAAUGCCACAAAUGAGGGCGAUAAAAAGUCCGCGCCUAAGAAGAAGAAUAAAAACAAAAACAAAGGCGGUAAUAAGAAAGUGCAAACCGAUCCACCGAGCAUACCAAUUGCAGAACUCUUCCCUGAUGGACAAUUUCCAGAGGGUGAGAUUUUACAACAUCCCACACCUAAAGAUCUGCCCGAUGAUCGUACUGCCAAAGAUCGUUUUACAUCGGAGGAAAAACGUGCUUUGGAUCGCAUGCAUAACGAUAUCUAUCAGGAAUUGCGUCAGGCUGCCGAGGCACACAGACAAACCAGGCAGUACAUGCAACGUUACAUUAAGCCCGGCAUGACUAUGAUUCAGAUUUGCGAAGAAUUGGAGAAUACAGCACGUCGUUUGAUUGGUGAAAAUGGACUGGAAGCCGGUUUGGCAUUUCCCACCGGUUGCUCAUUGAAUCAUUGCGCAGCACAUUACACGCCUAACGCUGGCGAUACGACUGUCUUGCAAUAUGAUGAUGUUUGCAAAAUUGAUUUCGGCACACACAUCAAGGGACGCAUUAUAGAUUGCGCCUUCACGCUGACAUUUAACAAUAAGUACGACAAACUUUUGCAAGCUGUGAAGGAAGCCACUAAUACAGGUAUCAAAGAAGCCGGUAUUGAUGUACGUCUAUGCGAUGUAGGCGCUGCUAUACAGGAAGUUAUGGAAUCAUAUGAAUUGGAGUUGGAUGGCAAAACAUAUCCAAUCAAAUCUAUCAGAAAUCUGAACGGCCAUUCCAUCAGUCCAUAUCGUAUACACUCGGGCAAGACUGUGCCAAUUGUCAAGGGUGGCGAAUCCACACGCAUGGAAGAGAAUGAGUUCUACGCUAUCGAGACUUUCGGUUCAACCGGUCGCGGUCUGGUGCAUGACGAUAUGGAUUGUUCGCAUUACAUGAAGAAUUUCGAUGCCCCAUUCGUGCCAUUGCGUUUGCAAUCAUCCAAACAGUUACUGGGCACAAUCAAUAAACAUUUCGGCACAUUGGCGUUCUGUAAACGUUGGUUGGAUCGCGCCGGUGCCACCAAAUAUCAAAUGGCGCUGAAGGAUCUUUGCGAUAAAGGUGUUGUGGAGGCCUAUCCACCACUGUGCGACAUUAGAGGUUGCUACACAGCCCAGUAUGAGCAUACAAUUAUGUUGCGCCCAUCAUGUAAAGAGAUUGUAUCGCGUGGUGAUGAUUAUUAGUACAUAUACACAUACAUACAGCAACGCAUGUGUAGAAGAAUAAUGCAAAUUCUAAAUUGUUUUCAUAAUUAUAAUUUUAUCUAGCGCUCAAUGGAAUUAACACCUGAAAUUUAACCCAAUUCAAAAUUAUUUUCCUUAAAUGUGUGUAACAAUAAAUAAUAAUACAAAGAUUUGGCUAAA
This is a messenger RNA of Bactrocera latifrons, 1775 nucleotides long. RefSeq names its product methionine aminopeptidase 2 (gene und). Gene Ontology annotation, biological process: proteolysis. Gene Ontology annotation, molecular function: metalloaminopeptidase activity. The transcript has 3 exons. Bases 162 to 1595 code for a protein of 477 amino acids. The record is from RefSeq and is a predicted model, not a curated record. NCBI's taxonomy places the organism in Eukaryota, Metazoa, Arthropoda, Insecta, Diptera, Tephritidae.